CCAGCACCGUGGGACAGUACGCCCUCACCUCGGCCGCGUGACUAUUCACCAGAUCGCGAAAGUACUGCAACACGAGAUACCGAGAAGGAGCGUGAUUAUGAAAAGGAAAAGGAGCAGCGAGAAGCUGAACGAGAAAAAGAGGAGACACGGGAUCAGCAGAAGAAAAAAGCAACGAAGGAAGUCCGUGCUGCCGUUUCUACCCAGUCUCGCCCAAGAACAAAAACUAAUGAGAUCGCUCGGCUGCUUGAAGAUCUAUGCGAAGGCUCAUGGGCUAAUACUGUUCGGCGGGUGUCAUCUAGCUCACGCCGUCCUACCGAAGAGGCCAUUAUUGAGCGUAAUAGUAGGAAAGAAAAGAAAAAGAUGGAGAAAAAUCGCAAAAAGGAGCGCUCACGAGAACAACGGGCAUCAAUUGCUUCCUCUUCUGUAUCAUCAUUGACUACAUCGGCCUCGUCGAAACCUGCUAGACGAAAACUGAAGCAGCUUAGCGAUGACUCCAGCUCGGGAUCAUCCAGUGAUUCAGAUGAGGUUGUGCAACCUGUCCGGAAAGCAGCAGCAGUGGAAAAAAAGAAAACGGAAGCGGUCCCUGAUUUGCAGAAACGAAAGCGAAUCUCACCGCCAACCUCAGACAUGUCGUCAAUCCGAUCUAGCGAUUCUGACUCUGACUCUGAUGAUCGCAUACCAUCGAAAAAAGGUGGCAAACGCCGUUUCUCACCCGGAGAGAAGAAAUCGUCGGAGAAGAAAAAGUCGUACUCAUCAAGUUCAAUCUCUUCUGUUGCCAAAAAGAAGGCUAAA
This is a messenger RNA of Haemonchus placei, 792 nucleotides long. NCBI's taxonomy places the organism in Eukaryota, Metazoa, Nematoda, Chromadorea, Rhabditida, Trichostrongylidae. The record is from the annotation of a GenBank genome assembly.